AAAGUUGCAGUCCAGCAAUGGCAGCCCAGUCGGAAACAGAAUGGCUUACUGGUCCCUUUGACUGCUGCCAAGAUGCCCGUUCCUGUUGCUUUGGAAUGUGGUGUUGCCCCUGCCUGGCCUGCACAGUCGCAGAGAAAUUUGGAGAGAACCGAUGUCUGCCGCUAAGUGACAUCUUGAGCCCCGCCGCGUUUGCAGCCAUCGGCAUCCCUCUGUUUGCAUCCCCGGCGGGCGUUUCUUUGAGAGCAGCCAUUCGAAAAACCUACGGUAUCAGGGGGACCAUCUGUGGGGAUCUAUUUUUUUCCUGUUUCUGUGCAUGGUGCAACUGGUCUCAGAUGUACCGCGAGCUUAUGGAGCGAGCCAAAGAACCGACUGUCAUUCAUUUGCAAAGCCCAGUAAUAGUUCAGCAGCCUGCUAUCAUGGACAUGUACGCUGUUAAUCACUAUAGUUCCAUUGGCUCCCUCAUCUCCAUCCCAUAGAUCUCCAUUAGGAAAUUACAAAGCACAAAGUUUUCACACUGUUUGAGGCAGUGUUUUUCAACCACUGUGCCGCGGCACACUUGUGUGCCGUGAGAUACAGUCUGGUGUGCCGUGGGAGAUUAUCUAAUUUCACCUAUUUGGGUUAAAAAUAUUUUUUUGCAAACCAGUAAUUAUAGUCUGCAAAAUAUGUGUUGUUGUUGAGUGUCGGUGCUGUCUAGAGCUCGGCAGAAUAAUACUCUUUCAUAUCAGUAGUCCAUGAAUUGAUUUACGUGGACCCCGACUUAAACAAGUUGAAAAACUUAUUCGGGUGUUACCAUUUAGUGGUCAAUUGUACAGAAUAUGUACUGUACUGUGCAAUCUAAUAAUACAAGUUUUAAAUCAAAUUCAUCAUC
Nerophis lumbriciformis (worm pipefish) is the source of this 868-nucleotide messenger RNA. The record is from RefSeq and is a predicted model, not a curated record. Lineage: Eukaryota; Metazoa; Chordata; Actinopteri; Syngnathiformes; Syngnathidae.